CUCACUCGAUUUUCUGGGUCACACUAUUGACUGCCAGGGUAUUCGCCCACUGGCUACCAAAGUCGAAGCAAUACUGAACUUUCCGGAGCCAAAGACAGUAAAAUGCCUUCGCACUUUUAACGGCUUGCCAUUAACCGAUCUCCUUCGAGGGAACAACAAGGCUAUCGAACUCGACACGUCUGCUCGACAUGCUUUUACUCAGGUAAAGAAAGCUAUUGCAGAUGCCACCCUUCUUAUGUAUCAGGAUCCAACGGCACCGUUGAGUAUCUCGGUUGAUGCAUCAGACACUGCAAUCGGCGCAGUUCUGCAACAACUAGUUAACAACGAAUGGCAACCACUCGCCUUUUUCUCGAGGCGCCUUCAAGUAACUGAAACGAAG
This is a messenger RNA of Trichobilharzia szidati, 379 nucleotides long. The record is from the annotation of a GenBank genome assembly. Lineage: Eukaryota; Metazoa; Platyhelminthes; Trematoda; Strigeidida; Schistosomatidae.